Molecule: messenger RNA, 819 nt
Organism: Lathyrus oleraceus (garden pea)
Lineage: Eukaryota; Viridiplantae; Streptophyta; Magnoliopsida; Fabales; Fabaceae
Exons: 3
Coding region: 1-819 (272 amino acids)
Source: RefSeq, a predicted model, not a curated record
AUGUCAGUAGCUAUGUAUGCUGAAAAGCUUGAAGAUAUGGUUGCUUAUUCAAGACAAGUCGUGUAUGCACCAGAAGAGAAGUGGAAAAUUGAUCAGUUCCUUUUUGGUUUAAGAGGUGAAAUUUCUCAUAGUAUUUCUCAGAGAGAAUUCACUACUUAUGCUGAAUUGCUAAGGCAAUGCUAUGUGACUGAGAACAGUUUGAAGAAGAUUCAGGAAGAAAGAGAUCAAUAUAGGAUUAGACAGAAGGACCACGGAAGGUCAGUAUGUAAGAAGUCUCAUUUUGGAAGAUGUGCUGGAAGUGUGAUUAGGUGUUUUACUUGUCAGAGGGAGGGACACGUGGCUAAGGAUUAUCCUCGGAAUAAGAAUCGGAUGCAAGGGAGGAACAUCGGUCGAGUUUAUACUUUGGAUGCAAGGAAGGCUAAGAGCAACAAUGCUUUGAUUGUUGGUACGUGUCUCAUCAAUGAUCAUCCCUGUUUUGUAUUGUUUGAUUGUGGGGAAACACACUCUUUUGUAUCAAUUCAGUGUAUGAAGCGUCUUGACUUGCAAGAAAUUCCUUUGUCUCCUCCUAUGAUGGUUAAUACCGGCAUGGAUGAUGUGGUUGAGACACCGUUAAUUUGUGAAAAUUGUUCGCUUUCGGUGAAUGGUAGAAUUUUCAAGAUUGAUCUUAUUUGUUUACCACUUAAGAAGGUUGAUGUGAUUUUAGGGAUUGAUUGGCUUUCCCCUAAUUUGGUGUUUAUCGAAUAUGAAGAAAAGUUAAUCAUCAUUCAAUCUAGUGAAUCUACUCCAAAUGAUAUUGAAAAUAUAGUUAGAUAUAUUUGA